AAGCGCAAAAAGAAGCACCUAUCACUCUCUCUCUUCCUCUUUCUCUCUUCUUUUUAUGCGCCCUCUCCACUCGUCACUCGAUUCAAGCUCGCUCCUUUUCGCCGCUGAAUCCCAGCUUUCAUUUGGAGCUCCGCAACCGGAGAUCCGCUCUUGGUGAGCAAGCCGAAUCGCUGUUAACCUCGGCUUCCUGCUGCAUUACUGCGCCAAAAGGCUGCUUCCUCGCCGGAUCCGGUGGUUCUUGCCUCACAGAUUUGGCCGCGGAGAACCCUAGCUUUCGGGGGUUGCCAGUAGAUUGAAGGCGGUGGAUGUCGUCACGCUUGGGUUGUUCUCCGAUGGGUAAUUGCUGGGGCGCUAAGGUCAAGGCGGAGAACCCCUCCCACGACGUCUUCGCUUCAGAUUAGGGAAUCCACCGUUCUCUUGUCAAUGAAUCACUUUUGGUCGUCGUUCGGAGGCGGACGGAGGAGCCUACCUGACCCCUUUCCGUCGUCCACUAAUGCCUAGUGUUAAACCUUCUAAGAAGAGGUGUCAGAUGUGCUACCGCGCAGGUGAUGAGUGGUGGCACGAUGAAUGAUCCUGGCACCAAGGAGACAUGCAGAUGCAGACACUGUAUUUGAAUGCCUAGGAGAGGACUCUCCACAUGGGAGCAGGAAGGGAAACGUUUUAAACAGUUCCAGCAGCAGGGUGUCUGCGUCCUCCGUGCCGCCGACUCCACGGAGUGAGGGUGAGAUCUUGACGUCAUCCAAUCUGAAGAGCUUCACCUUCAAUGAACUCAGAACUGCCACCAGGAAUUUCCGGCCAGACAGUGUGUUGGGAGAGGGAGGCUUUGGUUCAGUCUUCAAGGGAUGGAUCAAUGAGCACACGUUGGCAGCAGCUAAGCCUGGGACUGGAAUGGUUAUCGCUGUGAAGAAACUCAACCAGGAAGGUUUCCAGGGUCACAAAGAAUGGUUGGCGGAGGUUAAUUACUUGAGUCAGCUGUCUCAUCCUAACCUUGUAAAGCUUAUUGGGUACUGCUUGGAGGAUGAACAAAGACUUCUUGUGUAUGAAUUCAUGUCUCGGGGAAGCUUGGAGAAUCAUCUCUUCCGGAGGAGUUCAUACUAUCAGCCACUCUCCUGGAACCUCCGCAUGAAGGUUGCUCUGGGAGCUGCAAAAGGACUUGCUUUUCUGCAUAGCAGCAAGGCGAAAGUCAUUUAUCGUGAUUUCAAAACCUCCAAUGUGCUUCUUGAUUCAAAUUAUAAUGCAAAGCUUUCUGAUUUCGGAUUGGCGAAAGAUGGUCCUACUGGUGAUAAAAGCCAUGUUUCUACAAGGGUCAUGGGGACAUAUGGAUAUGCUGCUCCUGAGUAUCUUGCAACAGGACAUUUGACUGCCAAGAGUGAUGUCUAUAGCUUUGGAGUUGUUCUUCUCGAGAUAUUGACUGGCCGACGUGCCAUCGACAAGAACCGCCCCACCGGAGAGCACAAAUUGGUGGAGUGGGCGAAGCCUCAUCUUGCGAGCAAGCGAAAGAUCAUCAGCAUCCUGGAUUCCAGAUUGAGAGCACAGUACUCACUGGCAGGAGCCCAGAAAAUAGCCGGUCUCGCAGUCCGGUGCCUGUCCAUGGUAACAAAGCACAGGCCAACCAUGGAUCAAGUGGUGGUGGCAUUGGAGCAACUUCAGCAUGGCAAGGACGCCGAGAGAAACCCCGAGACCGAACAGAACUCAAGUGGCCAACGGCCUGCCAUGCCUCGUUGGAGAAGCUGGGAAGACGUAGGGAAUAGAAAGAUUGCUCAUCCAAGGCCAUCGGCUUCCUCGCUCCCUACUUAGGGGAUAGGAAGAACACAAAGGCAUAAUCUUGUAGCUUGCAAGUUCUCUCUCUGUAUCAUCUGUUCUUCACAGAUGCUCUUGAUAUUGCUCAUGUUUUCAGUGUAUAAAUUCCGAUAGCUUUAAUGAUACAUGCAAUGAAUUUGAGUCGA
Musa acuminata AAA Group (dessert banana) is the source of this 1946-nucleotide messenger RNA. RefSeq names its product receptor-like cytoplasmic kinase 176. Bases 568 to 1797 code for a protein of 409 amino acids. The transcript has 7 exons. Gene Ontology annotation, biological process: protein phosphorylation. Gene Ontology annotation, molecular function: ATP binding; protein kinase activity. The record is from RefSeq and is a predicted model, not a curated record. NCBI's taxonomy places the organism in Eukaryota, Viridiplantae, Streptophyta, Magnoliopsida, Zingiberales, Musaceae.